AUGGGCGAGGAUGUUGCGGAUCUGUGGCCAAGUUCGCCCGAGGAGCAGCAUAGCGAAAGCUCCCCAAUGGGUGCUCGUCGAGGUGUAGUAGGACACGCAGCGGUGGAAGAAGAGAAAGAUCGAUCCCUGACAGAAACAAACUCGGAAACCACUGUUCCCAUCGAUCUUCCCGCUAUCAAGCGUGAUUCCGAUCGCCUAAUACACGACUUCAUGCAGAGAUGUGUAGAGAUUGCUGUUGGGCAACAGAUCAAGGAACAGGCGUUGAAGAUUGCCAAAGAGAAACUUGAUGCUGCGGUGGYUUACCAUAACAUCCUUCGCCAGGAGUACUUGUCUUUGUGCAGUGCUGUUGCCAGAGUAAGCGCCUUGCGUCCCUGGUAUAGAUCUGAGAAGUAUCUCGCAGAGACUCGCAUUGAACUGGAAGCACAACGCGGUCCGGUUCGGGAAGAAGACUUUUGGGCUCCUCCAAAGAGCUUCUUUGAUGAUGAUUCUCUUCACGAUAAAUUUGGCCCUUUUCCAACCCGGGAUGUGAUCACACGGUGGGAUCAGCGGAGUUGGACUAUAAGGAGCUUCAAGCUCUUGCCAUGGGAUCAGGAGCAUGAAUAUGAUGAAAUUGCUGGAUAUUCGAGUUGGUGCGACUUUGGUAGUGAAGUCUCGUUGGACGAUGAGCCACCGUCCGAGCCAGUGAACAACCCGAGCAUCACCUCUCUAAGAAGUUUAUUGCAGAAUGAUCUUGAGGCGAUACCGAAUGAUGACGAUAAUGAAGAAGGAGAUACACCGACUCCAAACGCUUCAGAUCAAUAUGCCACUCCUCCAUGGCCGAGCACCAACCUCGGGAAGCAGGACAGGAACCACAUCAAGAGACUUUGCGAGCGGCAUAUCGAUCCGCGUCGGUCCUCCAUCGAAAUGGAAGCACGAGCUUUGUUGAAGGAGCGUCUGCGGGAGAGGGGCGAUCUGCUAUCAUAUCUCUGGGAGAGAAUAAAGCAUGCUCAAGCCGACCAUACCAUUUCCGAAAAAGACGACAUCACACAGGUGGAAAUCUGCAAGCAAAUCCUCCAGACUAUCACAGAGGUGGAAGUCGGGUGGGAAGUCCACAAGGAGGCGACGGCAGCAGAGCGGAACCGAGCACAACUUCUCGUGCUGAAGAUGCAAUGGGAUCUGAAUGGUUCGAAGAGAUUGAGAAGGGAUAUGGAAUCCAAACUUGGAAGGGAGCGACAAAAGCAGAUGGAUGUCUGGCAAGAUAUUGUUUGCGCGGCGGAUCUACGAGGCACUCCUCCGGAUCAGGAUACGAACAUUUUUGGCUCUGUACAGUAUGGUUCGGAGGAGGAAGACGAAGAAAGUUGUGCUGAUAUGUUCAUGUGCCUCUCUCGGAAUGAAGAAAUUGCGCCUGAUGCUUUCUCUGAGAAGUCUCCUGAAAUUGUUGAAUUCACGAAAUUGGAUACAGACCUUUUUGGUCCGAUGGAAAGCGACUGGUCUGGUCCCGCCGAUUGCGAGAAGUCCACUGCUGGCAGCGAGACGAGACAAGAUGGAGGGCAAGUGAGGAAUAAAUCAGACGCUGAACAGCUUCGGACGUUACGACUAGAUAGCGGCUUCGACGCAUAA
This is a messenger RNA of Ramularia collo-cygni, 1599 nucleotides long. RefSeq lists its product as uncharacterized. The coding region runs from base 1 to 1599 and encodes 532 amino acids. The transcript has a single exon. The record is from RefSeq and is a predicted model, not a curated record. Lineage: Eukaryota; Fungi; Ascomycota; Dothideomycetes; Mycosphaerellales; Mycosphaerellaceae.